AUGCAAGAAACACGCGUUUCACUCAUUUCAAUAGAGAAAGCAUUUAAGAAAAAGAAAAACAGAGAUGAAGAAAGCAGAGCUGAUAUUCAUUCCUCUACCGGAGACAGGCCACCUUCUGUCGACGAUAGAGUUCGGAAAACGUCUGCUCACUCUUGACCAUCGAAUCUCCAUGAUUACAAUCCUCUCCAUGAAUCUCCCAUACGCUCCUCACGCCGACGCUUCUAUUGCAUCUCUCACAACCUCCGAGCCUGGAAUCCGACUCAUCAGCCUUCCGGAGAUCCACGAUCCACCUCCUCUCAAUCUUCACACUUCCUCCGAAACAUACAUCCUCGAAUUCGUCGAUAAAAACAUACCAACUCUCACAAAAACCAUCCACGACUUAGUCUCAUCAUCAUCAUCUUCCGGGGAUACUCGUGUCGCCGGUUUGAUUCUUGAUUUCUUCUGCGUCAGUUUGAUCGAUAUAGGUCAUGAGGUAAACCUUCCUUCGUAUAUCUUCAUGACUUCCAACUUCGGUUUCUUAGGGGUUCUACAAUAUCUCCCCGAACGACAUCGUUUGACUCCGUCGAAGUUCGAUGAAAGCUUCCACGAUGAAGAGUUACAUAUUUCUGCUUUCGUGAACCGUGUUCCAGCCAAGAUUCUGCCGCCUGGUGUGUUCGAUAAACUCUCUUACGGUUCUCUAGUCAAAAUUGGCGUUCCAUUGCAUGAAGCAAAGGCUAUUUUAAUCAAUUCGUUUAUGGAGGUCGAACCUUACGCUGCUGAACAUUUUUCUCGAGGGCGAGAUUACCCUCACGUGUAUCCUGUUGGACCGGUUAUUAACUUAACAGGCCGUACAAAUCCGGGUCUUGCUUCGGCCCAAUACGAAGAGAUAAUGAGUUGGCUUGAUGACCAACCGGACUCGUCGGUUUUGUUCUUGUGUUUUGGGAGCAUGGGAGUCUUCCCUGCACCUCAGAUCACAGAGAUUGCUAACGCGCUUGAGCUCGGUGAGGUAAGGUUCAUCUGGGCGAUCCGUACGAACAUUUUGGGAGAUGGCGAUCCUCGUGAGCUGAUUCCAGAAGGAUUCGUUGAUCGAACAAAGGGCCGUGGAAUUGUAUGUAGUUGGGCUCCACAAGUUGAUAUCUUGGCUCACAAGGCAACAGGUGGAUUCGUGUCUCACUGUGGGUGGAAUUCUGUGCAGGAGAGCCUAUGGUACGGCGUACCAAUUGCCACGUGGCCUAUGUAUGCGGAGCAACAGCUGAACGCGUUCGAGAUGGUGAAGGAACUGGGCUUAGCCGUGGAGAUAAGGCUUGAUUACGUGGCUGACGGUGAUAGGGUUACAACGGAGAUCGUAUCCGCCGAUGAAAUAGCCACAGUCAUCCGAUCUUUGAUGGAUGGAGAUAAUCCAGUGAGAAAGAAGGUUAAAAAGAUAUCAACAGCGGCGAGGAAAGCUGUUGGUGACGGUGGAUCUUCUAUGGUGGCCACCGGAAUUUUUAUUAGAGAUGUUCUUGGGGAUCACUUUUGAUAAUCUCUCUCAGAGCCAAAGUUGGAUUAUGUAAUAAUAAAUAAAUAAUGCUAUGAAUUUUAUUGUGUACAAGUAGUAUAAUAAAAGCAUCCAAGACACAUACAAGAUACAUGGCCGUGUUCCUCCUAUAUUUAAGUAAACUCAUGUUAUGAU
Camelina sativa (false flax) is the source of this 1651-nucleotide messenger RNA. The record is from RefSeq and is a predicted model, not a curated record. Lineage: Eukaryota; Viridiplantae; Streptophyta; Magnoliopsida; Brassicales; Brassicaceae.